Molecule: messenger RNA, 1148 nt
Organism: Penicillium salamii
Lineage: Eukaryota; Fungi; Ascomycota; Eurotiomycetes; Eurotiales; Aspergillaceae
Source: the annotation of a GenBank genome assembly
AUGAUGCCAUUCACAGUUCGUUUUACACAUGAUUCCCAACGGUGCAAUGAUAAAAGACGGGCUCGACCCUCUAGGUCAAUUGCAAAAGCCUCAAACCAUACAUCAUGUCCACCCGCAAUCCAAUGGAUAACAUGAAGUCCACAUGGCGUACAUGGGAUCGAGACCAGUGGAAAUUACCUCACAAAAUCUUUGAGCAUGCCAACGUAUACCAUGUCGAGCUGGAUAGAGAAGUUCCAGUCCAUUCCAAGCAGGACAAGGUGCCCUACGUCUCGGAUUGGUCAUUGAACCUCUGGGUGAUCGUGAAUGCGGGAAUCCCUCUGGUCAUUCACCAGAUAUUCACUUCUGUGACGGGAUAUAAUCUCCACCCGCUUGUCGCCCUAUUAUACUAUUACUAUGCGUCACGGUGGUUCACGACAAGAGAACUCCGAAACCUCCGAGAACUCGGCCAUGUCCAUGGAUUCUUGGACGGCGAUAAACAUGAGCGGGACGGGGUGCCCGACGUUGGUGUUUCCAAAGCGCUGACUUCCGUCCUGUUGGCUGGCGGCCUUCGUCCAGUCAUGACAGUAUGGCUCACCUACCACGCAAAUGAAGCACCCGCUUCAUUAAACUGGUUCUGGCUCCCGAUAGAAGCCAGUCUUUACGGCAUUAUUCUUGACUUCUGGUUCUAUUGGUACCAUCGUCUUAUGCACGACAUCAACAAUCUCUGGAAAUUCCACCGUACCCACCAUCUUACGAAGCAUCCUAAUCCGCUGCUCACCAUCUACGCGGACUCGGAGCAGGAGUUUUUCGACAUCCUGGGAAUUCCGCUGAUGACUUGGUUUACGAUGAGACUAAUGGGAAUGCCCAUGGGAUUCUACGAGUGGCACGUUUGUCAACUAUACGUUUUGUUUGCCGAACUGGCCGGACACAGUGGCCUCCGUCUACAUGCAUCACCGCCAAACCCGUUGACAUGGCUGAUGAAAGUGUUUGAUGCUGAGUUGGUUAUCGAAGAUCAUGAUUUGCAUCAUCGCCAAGGCUGGAAAAAAAGUCACAACUAUGGAAAACAAACAAGAGUCUGGGACCGAGUCUUUGGAACGUGCUGUCCUCGGAUUGAGAGCACAGAGGCAAAUAUCGACUACGAAAACCCUGUUAGCAUGCCGCUUUUGUAA